This is a messenger RNA of Thermothielavioides terrestris NRRL 8126, 1200 nucleotides long. RefSeq lists its product as uncharacterized. Bases 174 to 1079 code for a protein of 301 amino acids. Gene Ontology annotation, cellular component: lipid droplet; endoplasmic reticulum. The record is from RefSeq and is a predicted model, not a curated record. Gene Ontology annotation, biological process: phosphatidic acid biosynthetic process; triglyceride catabolic process. Lineage: Eukaryota; Fungi; Ascomycota; Sordariomycetes; Sordariales; Chaetomiaceae. The transcript has 4 exons. Gene Ontology annotation, molecular function: acylglycerone-phosphate reductase (NADP+) activity; triacylglycerol lipase activity.
GGCGCAGUAACGUUAUCUAAGGUAAGUUAUACGACAAGAAUGCAAAGCUGAGUGAGCACCAGGUGCCAACUCUGACGGCUUAGCUCUCGACCGUGUCCAUCUUUCGUUCUCUCUACGGAAUUGCUCAUCUCAUUAAUCUGCCCUUGUGCAUCUCGUGGGAAUUGGUUGAGAACAUGGGUCCUCAUCCAGGCCAAAAGACGGUGCUCAUCACAGGGUGCACGCCCGGCGGCAUCGGCCAUGCGCUGGCCCUGGAGUUUCACGCCAAGGGCCUGCACGUCAUCGCCACGGCCCGUAACCCAGCCGUGCUUUCCGACAUGGCUGCCAUGGGCAUGACCGCCCUCCCCCUGGACGUCACCGAGACGGAGAGCAUCAAGGCCUGCCACGACGAAGUCGCCAAGCUCACCGGCGGCAAGCUCGACAUCCUCGUCAACAACGCUGGCCGCACGCACACGCACCCGGCCACCGACAUCGACCUGGACGACGUGCGCGAGACGUUCGAGACCAACGUGUUCGGCGUGAUGGCCAUGUGCAAGGCCUUCGCAGACCAGCUGAUCGCGGCGCGCGGGCUGAUCGUCAACAUCGCGUCGCUGGCGGCCAUCACGCCGUACGUCUUCGGCUCCGUCUACUGCGCCAGCAAGGGCGCCGUCACGGCCUACUCGCGCACGCUGCGCCUCGAGCUCAAGCCCUUUGGCGUGCGCGUCAUGGUCGCCAUGACCGGCACCGUGCGCUCGCAGAUCGCCAGCCGCCCCCACCGCACCCUGCCCGAGGGCAGCAUCUACAUGCGCGUGAGGGCGCUGUUUGAGAGGCGCCUGACCUUCUCGCAAAACAACGCCACCAUGGACACGGCCGAGUACGCGAGGAAGCUGGUGAAGAAGGCGCUGGCGCCCGAGUGGCCGCUGCUAUUCCGCGCAUGGUUUGGGCGGCCCGAUUGGUUCUGGGCAGGUGGCAUGGCAAGGGGGGCAUGGCUGGGCACGUGGUUUGGCGAGUGGGUGUUCGAUUUUGUCUUGUAUCGCAUGAUCGGGAUGCCGCAGCUGGAGAGGGUGCUGAGGGAGGAGGAACGGCAGAAGAAGUUGGUCUGAUGGGGUGGCGCGGUUUUGCGGCAAGAACCCACAGCCUCCCAUUGACAGUGCCCAGUGUCCCUCUCGAUUACGACCAUUUUGGCGAACAACCACGCCUCAUAGAAACCUCGGCACAACGUUG